This is a messenger RNA of Wasmannia auropunctata (little fire ant), 2561 nucleotides long. RefSeq lists its product as uncharacterized. Lineage: Eukaryota; Metazoa; Arthropoda; Insecta; Hymenoptera; Formicidae. The record is from RefSeq and is a predicted model, not a curated record. The transcript has 2 exons. The coding region runs from base 261 to 2546 and encodes 761 amino acids.
UAUCAAAAUUAAUUCUUUUUUCAGAUCAUCACUCAUCUAUGCAAGUCUGGUUACAUCUUACAUUUGGAUAUUAUUUCAACCAUAUUCAUUGUCAACUUAUCAAAGAUGCUAAACGAUAUUAAUGAUUACAUAUAAUGACAAAAAGAAUAACAAAAAUAAAAGAUAAAUGUGAAUAAAAAAAGAAGCAAUGAAUCACAUGAGAGAAAGCUGUAAAAUAACAUGGUGGUUGUGGAAAAUAAAUAGGCCAACCGGCCUGAGAUAUGCCAGCGAUAACAAUAAUAUCUCAACAAUCCUCAAGAACAUCAUCAUUAUUGUCAGCUAAAAUAGCGGAACUGCAUCAAUCAUCAUUAUCGUCGUCGCUGUCGUUGUUGUCCUGGGAUUGCCAGGUCUUCACGACACGACGCAAUCUUUUUGUAUCAGCGAUUGUUGACUUACGUCCAAGUAAGGCAGUGCACUGUCCAAAUUUGAAUGCCUGCUUGGUAAAUGAAUCACGUUCCAGAUAUGAUCAUGUAAAUUGUCAAACAAUCCAUUUUGGUUAUGCGAUUCCAAUUAACAUCGUGCCUGUUCAAAAGAAUCCUGAGUUAGUCGAAUUGGUGUUGGAUCAGUCUGUCGAAUUGAGUAAUCAAGUGGUGAAUUUUCUAUUUAAUCAUCAUCCGCAAUUGUGUCAACAACAGCAUUUUUAUGACAUGGCUGCCACAGCCAAGCAUGAUUUACGUCGAAAAUUUCCUGCAGAAACAUCAGCUUCCGGUGAAGAAGAUAUUGCCGCAAUCGCCAAACAGAUCAGUGAUCAUGCAGAGGCGAUUUAUCAGACGUGGAAAAGUCGCGGAUUAGCACCGACGGAGAUUCUAACUUGUCACAGCAAUACAACUGCUGUUGACAAAUUUGGUAGCACAUUAACACCUUGCAACUCACCUACCGGGAAUGCUGUGUGUGGAAAUAAUAUAGGUGGCAAGACAUCACCAUCGUCUUCACUUGAACAUUCUUCCCCAACAACGGUAGAUAUAUUAGCACAAACGCCAAAUCUAGACAAUGGCAAUCUUGAAAAACUAGUCAAUAAUUUUGUAGAAGAGGAUAAAGCUAGAAUAGCUGCUUCUAAAAAAAAAUCACCAUCUAAGGCAUUACCAUCUUCCAUACAAUUUGCCUUGCAGAAAUUUGAAAGAAACUCUAUGCAACAGCAACAGACGGUUAUUGUCUCAAAGAAUAAUCUAAUUGCCGAUAACUCGAAGAAAUUGUCAAGUGUCUUACUAUCUCCUACUUCGUUUUUGAACAAACCGUCACAAAUAAUAAAACCUCAGGUUCCUACAAAGACGCCCAGCUCUCAUCACUGCGAAGUCUUUUUGGAGACUAUCGAAACCACUUUUCCAGUUGAUUUGACAUCUAAUAGAAUGACACAACAAAAAAGACCGACUAGUACAUUAAUUGCAUCAUCAUCCACUGAUUUCUCACUGAACAUUAACUCAUCGCAUUCGACUUCAGGUUUGACAACUUGGCCAUUGAAAAAUAAAUUAAACGAUGUCAAAAAAAUCGCAAAUGUAUCUUGCACAUCAGCUGAAAUAUCUCAACAUGAAGAUAUUACGAAAACAUUGCAAGCGCAGAAUGAAAAGAAAUCGGUUAUGGCAGAAAUAAAUUCACGAUGUGCAUAUCUUGACGAAGUUGCACGAGAGGAAGAAAGACUGAUAAAUGCUUUAAAGACAGGUGCUGUAAUCACCGAGGAACCAGAAAGGACAAUAGCAUGUUUGCGUAAUAGACAGAAACCAUCGGUCAAGCAAGAAAAACCAAAGGUUGAAUCGGUCAAACAAAUUAUUAUCGGAGGUCAUAAUUAUCAUGGAAACAGUUCGACAGUAUCUAAGUCGAGAGCUUCUAGUUCUAUAGCAAAUAUCACCAAAAAUGGCAAUGUUAUCACUGCCGCCACUAUACCUACUGAUCAAGUUGUGUUAGUUAAUGAUACAAAAUUACUCAGCAAGGAUGAUCUGUCCGCUAUGUCGGCGGUUGACUAUGCUAAGGUUAGAUAUCAGGCUGCUCAACAAAAUCCACCUACCCAACAACGACUCGAGGAGCAACGAGCUUCCAACAAUCCGUAUAAUAAUUCUACUACAGAGCAAUUGGUUUCUAGCACAAGAACAAAAUUUGAGAUGGAGAUUCGAAAGGAUAAGGAUAUUAAGGACUUGGAUAAAGAUUUAGUGACAUCUAAAUGGGGACCAAAAAUUACUUCUCCACGGCCACGUCUAGAGCAGACUGUACCCCAUCCAGAAUUGACUAAUCAACAAAAGCAGAAUAUAAGGACUGCUGUGGGAACGGGAACAGGCAACAAUCCCGUCAGGCCGUUCCUUACUAGAGGUUCCGUGGCAGAGCGUGUACUCAUUUUCGAAAAAUGUCCGAGCGAGCUGCUGUUAGACAAACGUGGUCCACGACAACCGGCCAUUAAUACAUGGAGAGGUAGUCAUGAGGUGCAAAAUAAAGCUCAGCAAGAACGUACCUGCUUCUGCGUAUAUGGACAGCAUAGUGAAAAGAAUACAUACUUGGGUAAAAACAAGUUUCUUAAAUGACAUACCUACCGUUAG